Molecule: messenger RNA, 876 nt
Organism: Helobdella robusta
Lineage: Eukaryota; Metazoa; Annelida; Clitellata; Rhynchobdellida; Glossiphoniidae
Exons: 8
Coding region: 1-876 (291 amino acids)
Source: RefSeq, a predicted model, not a curated record
AUGAAUAAAGUUUGUUCAAUUAUGGAUACACCAAGAGCACUCCUGUAUUUGACAAUCCCACUGAACGACAAAAACAAUUGUGUGACACGUGCCUCAACUCAACAACAGCUUUUCAAGCAGCAACAAAAAGCAACAAUAGGAAACAAGUGCAUCACUGCAGAACAGUGCGCACCGGAUGCAAAUGGUUUCCUAUGCUUGUUAAUGGACCUGGGGUCCGGGACAUUGAAGAUCCAGUCAUCGAGCCACCCCAUCAACGACGGCCAGCCACACUACUUCGCCCUCAACAUUCACGGCAACAGGGGAUUUGUGCAAGUGGACCACUACCACCGACCUUUCGCCCUAGCAGGCCCCAUAAGGGAGACCCUAGAUUUGGUGGGGGGACUCUGUUGGGGAGAAUUAAGGACUAGCAAACAACCUCCACCACAUUUGAGUUCUGAAAAGUCUUUCAGAGGAUCAAUUUCGAACUUGAUCUUGAACUUUCAACCGGUCGUCAUCACCGCCCACAUUCUCACCAGCCAAGAUACCUUCGGUGUCUUUCUGUUAAACGAAAAAUCUGAAGAUGAGGCGGCAUCAGGAUGCCAGAAGAACAAUCCAUGUUUGAACGGAGGUCGUUGCAUCAAUGGUCAUCAUGAUGAUGAUGAUGAUAGUGAUGACAAAGAUGACGAUGAUGAUGAUGAUGAUGAUGACCGUGCAACUUUCAACGCUCGUAAUGCAGAUGAUGAUAGUGAUGGUGGUGGCGAGUCCAAUGGAAUUUAUGUCAGAUGUGAUUGUUCGUACACAGAGUUCACGGGCAAACAUUGUGAAAGAGAGGUUUUCUUAGGAACGCAAAAAGACAAACAGCAGACAUUAUUGGCCUGCUCUGAUGAAAGCUCGUAA